Prorocentrum cordatum is the source of this 412-nucleotide messenger RNA. Lineage: Eukaryota; Dinophyceae; Prorocentrales; Prorocentraceae. The record is from the annotation of a GenBank genome assembly.
AGGUGCCCACGAAGGGGAAGAUGUCCUUCGUGUUCUCGCUGGCCAAGGCCAUGGAGGCGAAGCUGGGCCAGGCCGGGGACUGCUUGCUCGACGCCAGCGCCUGGCUCGGGUCGCAGUCGGACCUGCUCCGGGUUCCGCUGUGCAGAAAGAAGGAGACGCUGCUGGUCGCCUUCUGGCGUAGCUCCAGCGGCCUUCCCGACAGGCAGCUGCCCGUGCUGGAGUCGCUGUCCAAGGACUUCUUGAUCACCUACCCGCAGUUCCUGUCCCUCUGCAGGGACGAGGACGACCACCUGGCCACCAUCGUGUCGCACCUGAUCCCCUGCCUCAAGGGCGGCUCCUUCACGCGGUCCUUGGCCAUGGGCAAGCAGAUGAGCAUGCACUCCGUGACCUCGCUCUUCGCGAGCGCCAAGGC